Hemisphaericaspora subhashii is the source of this 1881-nucleotide messenger RNA. It is a transcript of the gene VPS52, whose product is annotated as Vps52p. The coding region runs from base 1 to 1881 and encodes 626 amino acids. The record is from RefSeq and is a predicted model, not a curated record. Gene Ontology annotation, molecular function: syntaxin binding. The transcript has 2 exons. Gene Ontology annotation, cellular component: GARP complex. Gene Ontology annotation, biological process: endocytic recycling; retrograde transport, endosome to Golgi; Golgi to vacuole transport. NCBI's taxonomy places the organism in Eukaryota, Fungi, Ascomycota, Pichiomycetes, Serinales, Debaryomycetaceae.
AUGUCUGCAUUCCAAUCACUUCAACGAAUACUCCCGUUGAAUGAAACUGCUGCUAGUUCCAAUGAUCAACAAGAGCUGCUUCCACCAAAUAAUCUUAUCAAAAGUUUAAAUGACAACACCAAUAUUCAAUCACUUGAACAUUUACGAAUAAUCGCAGAACAACAACAACAACACAAUGAAAAUGAUCCAACGACAACAAGCGUAGACAAAUUAAUUGAAUUCACUUCCAAAUUUGAAAUAUAUCAACAACAUAUUCAACAAUUUACCACCAAAUUAAAACCAGUUGGAAUUAUUCUACAAGAAUUUAAUCAAGAAUUGGGAUUAUUAUCUUCAAGUUUAGUAUCAUUACAACAACAAUCAAUUAAAUUAUCUAAAGAUUCUAAAUUACAAGCUGCUGUCACCGAAAAGUUAAAUCCAGUUAUAUUAGAUCUAAUGAUUCCACCUGAAUUAGUGAAGAGUAUUGUUAGUGGAGAUAUUGAUUCUCAAUUUAUUGAUAAUUUGAAAUUAAUAUCAGAAAAGAAACAAUUAAUUGAAAAUAUUAAAACCAAAAACAUUGAUAUUGAUUUAUCUGAAUUAUAUGGAGAUUCAAUUGCAUUAACCCAAUUAGAAACUGGGGUUCAUUUACUUGAAUGUAAAGCUGUUGAACGUAUACGUGAUUUUAUUAUUCAAAAAAUACGACAAUUGAGAUCAACAAAUUCAAAAGCUUCUUCUUCCCAAUUAAUUCAACAAAAACUUCUAGAAGUUAAAGAUAUUUUCCAAUUUCUUGUGGUUCAGCAUAAAGAGUUAGCCGAUCAAUUAAGAUUGGCAUAUAUUUAUACAAUGACUUGGUAUUAUAAGAGUAAAUUUGCAAAAUAUUUAUAUGCCCUUGAGAAAUUACAUUUACGUCCGGUUGAUUCAAGUAUUGUAUUGGGAGGUACAAAUGAUGAGAAAUCAAGUUAUAUGUUUGGAUCUUCUUGGAAAGGUUGGAUAUCUACGUCUUCAAGUCUUCAGCAAUCUUCAAGUAUUCCAAUUCCUUCCACCGGUUCCAAUACUACCGCCACCACGGCAUCAACAUUAACGAUAAAUGAAUACUUAUUAUCUUUUGAAAAGAGAUUAGAAAUAUUAUCACCUAAAACUAGAACUUGUGCCAUUCCAUCUCAAAUUGCAGAAACUUCACCAUUCACAUAUUGGGUAGAAUUUGUCUAUAAUCAAUUUUCAAUGGCUGUGAUUGAUAAUAUGGUGGUGGAAUAUCUCUUUAUGGUUGAAUUUUUCUAUCAAGGAAAUGAAAAAUUUGAUCCUAUUGAAAUUAAAUCCGAAGAUGAAUCAUCUGGUGUGUCCAAGAAAGGAGAAUGGGGUGAAGUUAUGUUUAAAGAUGUAUUUGAAAUGGGUCGAGAAUUCUUGACUUGGUUAGUAUGUGGUGAUAUUAAUGCACUGAUGUUAUCAGGAUCAACUCGGGCCCAACCUACUAUGUUUGGUACUUGUGAUGCAUUUGGUAUUUUGUUGAUUAUUAGAUUGAUUCAAAAUACUCAAAAUAAAUUACAUAAUGAAUUUCAUAUUCCAAUACUUGAUGAUUAUUUAAAUUCCUUGCUUUUAAUCCUUUGGCCUCAAUUUACGAAAGUAAUUGAUAUAAAUUGUGAUUCGAUGAAACGAGCAAUAUUGAGAUUUAAUAAAAGUUCAGGAUUGGCUCCUAUUAGUGUUACACAACAAUUUGCCCAAUUUUUGCUGUCAUUGUUAAGAUUAACUACCCCAGAUAAAGAUUAUCAUGGAGAACCAUUGUAUACAUCAGUUGUUCGAUUACGAAAUGAUUUUGAAAAUUGUUUGACAAAAUGUAGUACUCAUGCAAUGAAAAUAUUGAAUCAAAUGAUUUUAUUGAAGAACAAAUUCAACAUUUUGAUUUAUUAA